This is a messenger RNA of Anopheles bellator, 3284 nucleotides long. RefSeq names its product Y+L amino acid transporter 2 (gene gb). Gene Ontology annotation, molecular function: L-amino acid transmembrane transporter activity. The record is from RefSeq and is a predicted model, not a curated record. Gene Ontology annotation, biological process: amino acid transmembrane transport. Gene Ontology annotation, cellular component: membrane. The transcript has 7 exons. Lineage: Eukaryota; Metazoa; Arthropoda; Insecta; Diptera; Culicidae. The coding region runs from base 235 to 1821 and encodes 528 amino acids.
AUGCAACAGCGAUUUUCUGUGCAGAAAACUUGGAACAUCGCUUCUGUGUGAUGUGAACGAAUUCGCAAACCAUCCGCAAAGCAAAUUGAACGAAUUCAAUGCCAACGGGCUCGGUAACCAAGAAACUCCACGUUCAGCACUAGAUAUUUCCACAUCGUGUAAACCGUGGCUGUAUUCUAUAGACAGAAUCCGCGCAAUCGUUUCGCGUUCCCCGUGCUGUAAGAUUCGUACACGAUGCAGCUGAAGCAACGCGGCGGCGUAGUGCACUCGGCGACCGAAGACACUCUUGUAUCGCCCGGGAGCGGGUCGGUGGCGACCGAGUUCGGAUCCAUUACCGAUGGACCGUCGUCGGUGCCAGCGGCAACGGCGGUGGCCGGUGACGUCCCCGACGUGGAUGGCCCCGUUGAAAAGGUGCACAUGAAAAAGUCGCUCGGUUUGCUCGAGGGCGUCGCCAUCAUAUUGGGCAUUAUCCUUGGAUCCGGGAUCUUCAUUUCGCCCAAGGGUGUCCUGCAGGAGGUUGGUUCCGUCGGCACGUCGCUCGUGAUCUGGGUUCUGUGCGGUGUCCUCUCGAUGAUUGGCGCCCUGUGCUAUGCCGAGCUCGGUACGGCCAUUCCCAAGUCCGGCGGUGAUUACGCCUACAUCUACGAGGCUUACGGUCCACUGCCGGCGUUUCUCUAUCUCUGGGAUGCGACGGUGAUAUUCGUUCCGAGUACCAACGCUAUCAUGGCCUUAACGUUCGCCAGCUACGUCUUCCAGCCACUGUUUGCCGCCGGCUGCUCGGUUCCGACGCUCGGAUUGCAGUUGUUUGCCGCGGUCACUAUCUGCGCCCUCACCUACAUCAACGCCUACGACGUGCGGGUGACGACCAAGAUGCAGAACGUGUUCAUGUUCACCAAGAUUGGUGCCUUGGUGUUGGUGGUAAUUGUCGGGGUCGCCUGGAUGCUGCUGGCCGAGGGCGGUAUGGACAAUUUCGAGAACGCGUUCGACGGCACGGAAACCGAUCCGGGCAAGAUGUCCGUUGCGUUCUAUUCGGGCAUCUUUUCCUAUGCCGGCUGGAACUACCUCAACUUCAUGACCGAGGAACUACGCGAUCCGUUUAUUAACUUGCCGCGAGCGAUUUACAUUUCCCUGCCGCUGGUAACGGCUAUCUACGCGCUGGCCAACAUGGCGUACGUGGCCGUUCUGAGCCCACAAGCCAUUCUAGCCUCGGACGCCAUUGCCGUGACGUUCGCCCAGCGUGCCAUGGGCUAUGGUGCGUUCGUGAUGCCCAUCCUGGUGGCCAUCGCGGCUUUCGGAGGGCUUUCGGUGCACAUUAUGACCUCAUCCCGCAUGUGCUUUGUCGGGGCUCGCAAUGGCCACAUGCCCGAGAUAUUGUCCCAUAUCAAUGUCAACCGCCUUACACCGAUGCCGUCUCUCGUGUUUCUGUGUGUACUGUCGCUGCUGUAUUUGUUCAUCAGCGAUGUGUACGUCCUUAUCACCUACAGCAGCAUCGUGGAAACGUUCUUCAUCAUGCUGUCCGUUAGCGCGGUUCUGUAUUUCCGCUACACGCGCCCCGAUAUCCAUCGGCCGAUCCGGGUUCCGCUCUGGGUGCCGACGUUGUUCGUCAUUAUUUGUGCAUUUUUGCUGAUCGUUCCGUGCUAUGUUGCGCCGUACGAGGUCGGUAUGGGCGUCGCGCUAACAGUGGCCGGCAUACCCGUGUACUAUAUUGGCGUCGCGUGGCAAAAUAAGCCGAAAGCGUUCAAAGAUGCGGUGGCGAGGACAACGCAAUUCUUCCAGAAAAUGUUGAUGACGGCCAAGGAAGAUGUUGAUGUUGACGAGUGAACUAUGGGCAUUGGUGACUAAAAUUAGCCCACAUUUGCCAGGUUUCGGAGUUUGAGAGCGAAGGUUGUAUGAACUUAAGGCUAUGGCGGAGGUUACUUACAUCGGAGACGUUUGACAAUAGUUUUUUUUUUCUUACCAACACGGAAGAUGAGUAACGUUAAACACGCGUAAUCGAAUUUCACUGCACUUCCACAUUGCUCCUCGUUAUUUUGUAAAGGUCAUUAAAAACGCUUGAAAAAUCCUAGGUUGAACCAUCGAUUCGAUACGCAAUUCGGAGUCUAAGGAAUCCCUGCUUCGAUUGAAUGCGCGGUUUUAACGAUUUCUGUUUAAAUGUUCGUUUUUGUACAAAUUUUUAAUUUAUCGUUUAUUUGCCAUAUGUUUCCAGUUUUUAUAAUUUUUUACACUAAACCCAAGAAUCUCAUUUCAAAUUACUCGUUACCAUACCAUACAAAUUAUAUAUCUUUAGAGACAAUCCUUCGGAAGAUGGUUUUUAAUCGAUAUUUAAUAAUUCUAGUGUUGACGAAUCCAAUCUCAAUGACAAUCGUUCCACGACACAUUUUAGUUUGCAGUGUUCUUUUAUUGAUGCUUCAAGUUCUGAAACAGUUGCUGGCAUUCCGCUCGAAUGUUUAGUUAUCGCUUUUAAUGACUGCAUAUAUACGUGUGUUUAAGUUUACGCAUUUAUGUGAUCCCAUUGAUUCUAAAACAAAGCACAUCGCCUCAAUCAUCAUCUUAGUUGAUAAGACCGACUCACGGGGUUUACAUCUUUACAUGUUCCAACCGUGGUGCUCAUAAAAUUCUCCCAGCAAGUCCCCUCCGCGUCACCGUUUCCAAAUUGUUUCCAAAUGGUUUCAAAUCCAACUUUGUUAGGUCUUAUAUAAAAAUUUAUGUGACAUUUGUUUUUCAAUUUCAUACACUCGACUAGGCUACAUCCGAUCACAUACUGUAUUUAGUCUUAAUUUACCACUGUAAGGACGAAUCUCGCCAUCUCUUACCUAUUAUUACCAAACGAAACUAACAACAUGCAUACAAAAAUGGUGUUGCAUUUAGUAACCGAAACUUUCAAACCACCCAUUUGUAACACUAAAGCGUAGCUUGUACUUAGGUUUUUGAUUAUCAUUUUGUUUUAUUGAAAGAAGAUUAGACAUUUUAAAGUGUGUAAAAAUUGAACGAAUCAGAUCUGACGAUUUCGUAUGAAACAGAACCCUCAUUUUGUGGCGCGCGUACCAUUAGAGUUAACGAAAGGACAUGAGGCACGUGAAUUCAAACCCAAAAAGCACGUGUUGUGUGUUAAAACAAGGGAUGUAUUGUGGUAACUGUUGAGACUUCACAAAAAAGACAGAGCUAGCCGGAGAGAAUGCGAUGACAACAGUUCAUUAUGUCUUCCGUGAUGGAAUUAUUAACAAAAAUAUUGAAGAAAAUGUGAGAAAUAGAAUGUAAAGAAACUCAUACAGAGUACACUCGGA